Messenger RNA from Oncorhynchus gorbuscha (pink salmon), 1781 nucleotides. RefSeq names its product GTP-binding protein SAR1b-like. Gene Ontology annotation, molecular function: GTP binding; GTPase activity. Lineage: Eukaryota; Metazoa; Chordata; Actinopteri; Salmoniformes; Salmonidae. Gene Ontology annotation, cellular component: endoplasmic reticulum exit site; COPII vesicle coat. The coding region runs from base 143 to 739 and encodes 198 amino acids. The record is from RefSeq and is a predicted model, not a curated record. The transcript has 7 exons. Gene Ontology annotation, biological process: membrane organization; vesicle organization; intracellular protein transport.
GCGCUAGUGCGCCACCGGGGUAGUUAGGAAGUUCCCGAAGUCACGUCGAAGAACAAUACAAUCAGCUGUUCGUUGAUCGAAUCCGCAAAAACAAUCUAACCAAAGCUGUCAUUGUCGACAGGGACAGGCAAAGACCAGUGAAAUGUCAUUCCUCUUUGAUUGGCUCUACAGAGGCUUUAGUGGUGUGCUACAGUUUUUAGGGUUGUACAAAAAAUCUGGAAAGUUGGUUUUCCUGGGGUUGGAUAAUGCUGGUAAAACAACCCUUCUGCAUAUGCUGAAAGAUGACCGACUUGGACAGCAUGUGCCCACGUUGCAUCCAACAUCAGAAGAGUUGACGAUAGCUGGAAUGACAUUCACCACGUUUGAUCUGGGCGGACACGUACAAGCUAGAAGAGUUUGGAAGAACUACCUGCCGGCUAUCAAUGGAGUUGUCUUUCUGGUUGACUGUGCCGACCACGACCGCCUUACAGAAUCCAAGAUCGAACUUGAUGCCCUGUUAGCAGAUGAGACCAUCCUCUCUGUGCCUGUGCUGGUCCUGGGUAACAAGAUAGACCGUCCUGAAGCCAUCAGUGAAGGGGGACUGAGGCAGGCCUUCGUUCUCGAUGGACAAUGCACUGGAAAGGGUAACGUGUCGGUGAAGGAGCUGCAGGCACGACCUCUGGAGAUUUUCAUGUGCAGUGUCCUGAAGAAGCAGGGCUAUGGAGAUGGCUUCAGGUGGCUGGCACAAUACAUCGACUGACAUCUAGGCAGCACUUCUUUUACUAAACGGACUCCCAUUUUUCUGGGGGGGAAUGAAGAAGAUAAGCUAUCAAAUGAAAUGGCCCAUAUCGUCUACCCCCCCUCCCUCCCCCUCCCCCAUGUGGAAAGAUGUGAAGCUCCCAAUAAUCAGCUUUCUGAUUGAGUACAUCUGUCAAUUUCAGCAUUAAUUGGUCCGUUUUAAAGGUUUCUAUCUAUGCAAACUUUUAAAAGUGGUUCAUGGUCACAAGAUUCAAGAUGGGUUUGCGUGUAAUACUAAUAAGUCCAUUAGUUAAGUAUAACGUCGACCCCGUUCUCUGGCGUGUAAAUUAGAGUAUCCGGUUCUACCCCAACAGAUUUGAUCAUAGCUGCAAUUCAAGCUACAGUAUACGGAAGAUGACCUGUACCAAUGUAGAACCUUUAUAAGGUAUACUGUGAACUUUUACAAUUAUUUCUGAAACAUGAAGGACCAAGUAGUUUUUAAAUGAAAUAGAUUAUAAAUGAUAAGGAUAUUUAUGUGAAUGGUGGCGGUACAAAUGCUUGUACAUAGCAGUCCUACCUAGAAUAAGAUGUUCUUAUCACUAAGAGGACAUGAAAGAGGAUAGAUAGACUGAGCAGGAAUAUCCCAACAGACCCAAGUUCCAAUCGCAUCGAAUAGAAGGUCAUCUAAAGUUUAGGGGCGGAGUCCAUUUGACCUGAUUCUGUUUCUAUACAUGGCGUGUAUAUCCCAAAUGGCAGCAUAUUGACUAUAUAGUGCACUACUUCAGAGAACCCAUACUUUCUAUGCCCCCACCCUGGUCACAAGUAGUGCACUAAAUAGGGAAUAGGGUGCCAACCCUGGUCAAAAGUAGUGCACUAAAUAGGGAAUAGGGUUGACAUUUGGUACGCGUCCCGGGGUGUGAGAUCAAUUGUAAUUGUCCACGCAGCUAUUGCCUUCAAUGCACUCAGCCAAAGACGUAUGCAAACUAUUUUGCUAGUGACUUUGGGAUGUUUACAUAAAAUAGACCUGGGGGGGGGGGGUUGUAGUAGUGAUGUAAUGUUUGUCC